Messenger RNA from Physeter macrocephalus (sperm whale), 1095 nucleotides. It is a transcript of the gene C8H5orf46, whose product is annotated as chromosome 8 C5orf46 homolog. The record is from RefSeq and is a predicted model, not a curated record. NCBI's taxonomy places the organism in Eukaryota, Metazoa, Chordata, Mammalia, Artiodactyla, Physeteridae. Bases 187 to 462 code for a protein of 91 amino acids. The transcript has 4 exons.
AAAACUCUUAGUUUGAAAGAUCGGGCAGGGCUCAUUAGUAGAGAUCCAAAAGCAAGUUGUGUCUAUAUCUUAUGCAACAACCUAAAUUCCAUAGCAGAUGAUGUCACCUAUAAAUGCCCUAUAAAUGGAGCAAGGCUUCAGGUGCAUCUGAACAAUUUAACUGCAUCGAUACCCACUGCUACAAACAUGGCUGCCUCAGUGCUACGGCUGACAAUUGUUUGGGGACUGCUUGUCUUAAUCCUGACUUGCCCAACCGAUCUCAAACCAGAUAGCAAACCAGAUAGCAAGCCAGAUGACAAGCCAGACGUCUCAAGCAAAAGCCUAGAACCAGCCUUUCCAAAAUUCCUAAACCUCUUGGGCUCGGAGAUCAUUGAGAAUGCGGUGGAGUUCGUCAUCUGCUCCAUGAUGAGGAGCAAAGGAUACAUGGAAUGUGAUGAUAAACAAGAACAUUCAUCAAAGUGACUUCAACCAGGACAUAGGCCUCAAAGCAGCUCCCAGCAAGUUCUCAGGAUUCAGGUCCUGGCUUCAACCAAAGACAGCUUCUUUUGAACAUCCUGACUUUGCAUUUUUGCUUCUAGAAGUCAAAAUAAAUGUGUCCUCUUUGGAGACACAUAUCCUACUUCAUUAAGAUUUUUGUUGGUGGAAGUAAUUUUUCCUGAAGCAUGUUUAAAGUUUUUAAUAAUGCAAAAAAUAUGAAAUAUAUAAAAAUUAUUAUUAUCCAGAAUAACUGAAGAACAUUUCAAAUUAAGAAAACUAAAUUUCAGAUAACAUAAGGCCAAAGUCACAGAACCAGUAAACAACAGAAAGAAGAUUUGAACCUGACUCCAAAGAAAAAACCCUUAACCCCUAAAAAUGCAGGAGGUUUCAAAGUUAAAAGUUUCAUAAAUCCUUUUCGGAAAAGUCUUUCAUAAAAUCUGAGAUUACACUCCUGGGCUAGUAAACUAAAAACUGACCCUUAAAAAAACUUAGCAAGGUUAUUGCUUUUCCACAGUUUUUAUUAUUCUUAUAGAAUAGCCGAGUGCCCUUGAAGACAUAUGAAAAUUGUGGAUGGAAGAGUCCUUGACAAGUCUAAUGCAGUUCUUUCAUUUCUUCUAC